AUGAGUACUGUUAAGAAAGAGAUAUGUGAUAUUCUCGGUUUAAACGAUGAGGUAGUGGCAGAUUUUGUGCUGGAUAUUAAUAAAAAAUGCUCUUCACAGGAAGAGUUUGUCCAACAGUUGCUAGAAAUGGAUCAAGAACUUAGCUCUGCGGUAAUAUCAAAGUUGUAUACGGCGAUUAAUGGAAGCUUACAAGAUAAUACAAUAUCUGUGGCUCAUGCUCUUUUGUCCCAACAGUUAAAUAUCCAAGAUGAGGUAGUAACAAAGUUUAUCGUUGACGUAUGUAAGAAGAGCGAAACAAUGGUCAAAUUUAGAGAUACUUUAAAAGAAAUGGAUGCCGGUAUUCCAAACAACUUAGCCCUUCGGAUUUUCAAUAUUGUUCAUGCGAAAAAACCUGUGGAAACGAAACAGGAACCAGAAGUUAAAUUGGAAUUACCAGCAUUAUCUUUGCCAGAUUCUAGAAUAACAUUACAAGAAGACAUACAGGAAAAGCCUACAAGACCUUCAAGAUAUGCACCAAAUGUGGACCCAGAACCAGUAGUAGAUAAGGUAUACCGAGGAAAAGUUCAGAACAUAACUAGAUUUGGAUGCUUUGUUAAAAUCCUAGGUGUGAAGAGUGCAAAUGCCAGUGGGUUAGUGCACAUAUCGGAGAUGAGCUCAUCGCACGUAGAAAGACCAGAAGAUAUCGUACACCUUCACCAAGAUGUAUAUGUUAAAGUAAUAAAGAUUCAGAACAAUAAAAAGAUAUCACUAAGCAUGAAGGGUAUAGAUCAAACGACUGGCGCUGAACUUGAACCUCGUGGUAGAAAGGCAGAAAGAUCCAUUAUUCCUAGGAGGAAAUUAACGUCCCCAGAGAGAUGGGAAAUUAGACAGCUUAUAGCAAGUGGUGCGGCAAGUAUUGAUGAUUACCCAGAAUUGAAAGAAGACUAUAAUAUUAUACAGAGUACAACUACAGAAGAUAAGAAACAUGAAGAUCAAGAUGAAGAGCUAGAAGUUGAGAUAAAUGUUGAUGACGCUCCAAAGUUUUUGAAAGGUCAAGUAAAACCUGAUAGAAAAUAUGAACUGCCCUCAAUCACCAAGGUUCCAAAGGGUUCACUAAAUAGAUCCGCAAUGACGGGCUCAUAUACAAUGAAAGAGCAUAGAGAAGAAAAGAUAAAGCGGAAGAAAGAAGUGGAGAAGAAAUUAAAUAAAUCAAAACAACUAAACGAUCCUGCCAACCCGAAGGCUCUAACUAAUUCAGAGUUUGAUGCUAGACAACUAGUUGCCUCGGCUUGGGAGAGAAGCCGAAUGAAAGAGCGCGUCUCAUAUGGGAAACGGACUUCCUUACCAAUAAAACAACAAAGAGAAAGCUUACCGGUCUUUAAAAUGCGUCAACAAUUGGUAGAUGCUGCUCGGGAGAAUCAGUUUCUAGUUAUCGUUGGUGAAACAGGAUCAGGGAAGACGACUCAACUAACUCAAUAUUUCGAUGAAGAAGGGUUUAGUAGUAACGGAAUGAUUGGUUGCACACAGCCUAGGAGAGUGGCAGCUGUUUCCAUUGCUAAGAGAGUAGCAGAGGAAAUGGGUUGUAAUGUUGGUGAAGAAGUUGGUUAUACAAUUAGAUUUGAGGAUCAUACAUCGUCAAAGACGAGAAUAAAGUACCUUACGGAUGGUAUGCUACAGAGAGAGGCUCUAUUGGAUCCUCUAAUGUCUCGUUAUUCUGUUAUCUUACUUGACGAAGCGCAUGAAAGAACUGUUGCUACAGAUGUCCUCUUCGCUCUUUUAAAAAAAGCAGCGUUACAGAGACCUGAUCUUAAAGUGAUCGUCACUUCAGCAACGCUAGAUUCAGAUAAAUUCUCCAAAUAUUUCAUGGAUUGCCCAAUCAUAAAUAUCCCAGGUAAAACAUUUCCGGUCGACGUUCUUUAUUCCAGCAAACCUCAAAUGGACUACAUUGAAAGUGCACUUGAUACAACGAUGGAAAUUCACAUUAACGAGCCGGAAGGUGAUAUAUUGGUAUUUUUAACAGGACAAGAGGAAAUUGACACAUGUUGCGAGAUAUUAUACGAGAGGGUGAAAGCUCUCGAAGGCACAAUUUCUGAACUUAUCAUCCUUCCUGUAUAUUCGGCAUUACCAAGCGAAAUCCAAUCAAGGAUUUUUGAACCAACUCCAAAGGGGUCAAGAAAAGUUAUAUUUGCAACCAAUAUCGCAGAAACAUCUAUCACGAUCGAUGGUAUUUAUUACGUGAUCGAUCCUGGUUUUUCAAAGGUCAAUACGUACAAUCCAAGAAUGGGAAUGGAGCAACUUCUUGUUACGCCAAUAUCUCAAGCCCAAGCAAACCAAAGGAAAGGUAGAGCUGGUAGAACCGGCCCAGGUAAGUGUUACAGACUAUAUACAGAAUCUGCCUUCAAAAAUGAGAUGCUUCCAAAUACUAUCCCUGAAAUCCAGAGGCAAAACUUAGAGCACACAAUUUUAAUGCUCAAAGCUAUGGGAAUAAACGAUCUACUCAACUUUGAGUUUAUGGAUCCUCCUCCAAAAGCCUUCAUGAUAUCAGCAUUGGAAACACUUUUCAAUUUGCAGGCUUUAGACGAAAAUGGGUACUUGACAGUGUUGGGGAAAAGGAUGUCGCAAUUUCCAAUGCAACCAGGUCUUUCAAAAACAUUACUUGCCUCUGUUGAGAACAAUUGUUCUGAAGAACUCCUUACUAUUGUUUCGAUGCUUUCCAUUCAAAGUGUAUUUUAUAGACCCAAAGACAAACAACAAGAGGCAGAUCAACGGAAAGCUCGAUUCCAUCAUCCAUACGGUGACCAUCUAACAUUACUCAAUGUUUUUAAUAAGUGGCGCGAGAGCAAUUAUUCAAAAUCAUUCUGUACCACCAACUUCCUACAUGAACGUCAUUUAAAGCGCGCUCUAGACGUCAGAGAACAAUUGAUUAAUAUUUUUAAGAAGAUGAAUCUACCAUUGAUAAGCUGCCACGGUGACGUUGAUGCGAUAAGAAAAACAUUAGUAUCCGGAUUCUUUAGAAACGCUGCCAAGCGAGAAUCGCAGGCAGGUUACAAAACAUUAACGGAUGGUACGCAGGUGGCUAUAAGCCCAGGAAGCUCCUUAUACGGAAAGGAAUAUGACUACGUCCUCUACGACAGCAUUGUGUUGACAUCCAGAGAAUAUAUGAUGCAAGUCACUGCAAUUGAACCGAAAUGGCUGUUGGAAAGUGCUCCUCACUUUUACAAAGUCGCUGAUCCUAAUGGAAGUAGUAGGAAAAAGGCAAAGAUCGUGCCUCUAAAUGAUAAAUUUGCACAAAGCAAGGAUUCCUGGAGAUUAAGUUCCAUCAGAGCGAACAGGGACAAGAAGCUUGGAGGCAAAAGAUAG
Kluyveromyces marxianus DMKU3-1042 is the source of this 3339-nucleotide messenger RNA. It is a transcript of the gene PRP22, whose product is annotated as DEAH-box ATP-dependent RNA helicase PRP22. Gene Ontology annotation, cellular component: catalytic step 2 spliceosome; intracellular anatomical structure. The record is from RefSeq and is a predicted model, not a curated record. The coding region runs from base 1 to 3339 and encodes 1112 amino acids. Gene Ontology annotation, biological process: spliceosomal complex disassembly. NCBI's taxonomy places the organism in Eukaryota, Fungi, Ascomycota, Saccharomycetes, Saccharomycetales, Saccharomycetaceae. Gene Ontology annotation, molecular function: ATP hydrolysis activity; RNA binding. The transcript has a single exon.